AUGGGGGCCACGACGAGUCGGCACAUCGCCGCGUACUGUGAACAGGGAGACGUGACCUCUCUUCAGGCAAACUACUGGAGGUAUAAGCCUGGAUCUCACAAAGACCCAGUCACGCACAAUCGCGGCAAUGCAUUGCACUUCGUCUGCGAAGGCCGGUGUCCGGUGACUGUCACCCACUGCCUUCUGGACAGACUUCACUUCAACCAAGCAGAUGGGAACGGCAACGGCGAGCUGGCUCUGGAGAUUGCAGCGAAGCAUGGAGCGCGGGUGCAUUUGACUGCUCUGCUUGGCGAGGCACAUGCUGCUGAAGAAGGGCGCAAGCAGAAUCUCAAGAGCGCCAUCAUGAAAAGGGUUGGGCAAGGAAACGGAGACACGAUCCUGAUUCAACUGGCUGAAGCUGGCAAGGUCGACCUCCUGCGCGAAGUCCUCACGACAGUUUCAGCACUUCUCUCCCUCGAAGAGCUUCAUGAUCUCAUUCACGACCCAAACGUCAACGGGGAUACCGUGCUCGAUAUUCUGUUUGCUCGACAAACACCCUCCGCUGCCGCACAGAUCCUUGGCGCACUCCCAAACGAUCGUGGCUUGUACACAACAGACCCAAGCGCUUUUCAGGAGGUGUUCGAGAUGCUUGAGGCUUCAGGCGAUCUUGAACACUUCCCACGCUUCGUGCAGCAGAAAAUCUCGGAUAGCGAGCUGGAUAGCCUGAGCAACACAGACCUCGACAACCUCGAUCUUCCCCAAGGCUCCAAGCUACUCAAUGACAUUCUCAGUGACAUCCUGCGGCAUCGACGGCAACAGCCCAACUCACGGCUCAGUUUGCAGCAGCCCCAACGCUGGCUGCUGUUACAUGGCCCACAUGGGACAGGCAAGACCGCCAUCGCACACGCACUUGCCAACAGCGCAGGUCUGCCCUUCGCUGCGCUCAACAUGGAGGGCGUUGAUGGCUAUCUUGGACACAGCCGCGCCCACGUGCUUGAGGCCUUGCUGACUGCGGCCUCCGAUCUGGCGUGCAAACCUACAGACAACGUCACGCCUGGCUGCGCGGUCGUUGUGUUGGAGCAUCUCGAAGCCAUCGCAGGGCACAACAGCGCCACGGAUGCCAUCGUUGACUUGCUGCAUGCCGAUAGGUGGCCUAACCUCAUAUUGAUCGCAACUGCCGACACUAUUGGCUCUUUGAAUGCCCAAGUUCGGCGGACGUUCGCCAUGCCAAUGUUUUGUCUUCCACCAAACAAGGACAGUCGACGAAGGCUCAUCACCCUGCAAUUGAGCAACCACAGGACUGGUGUGAGUGACGUCACUCUUCUUCGUCACCUCGUCAGAGAAACGCGCUUGAUGACUGUGCCGGACGUCAUUCAGGCUGCGACAAAUGCUGCUUCGAUAGCGCGGGCUCGGGUCAGCGCCGACGACGUCAGCGUGCCGGCGACACUGAACUGGGAUGAUGUCAGAAACGCACUCGCGCCUCUUCGCCGGUUGUCGGACGACCAGAUGCGUGCAUACGUCGAGGAUGCAUGCAGGUUCCAUCCAUCUGUCCAUCAGUGGCUCAAGGACAGCGCAGCGUUGGAGCCACCCACUUCACGAGCCAGGGCCAUGUGGGAGGAGAUUAGCCAGUGGUUGUCCGAGGAAACGCUUGAGCAGUUCUUUGAAGGGUUCAUGGGUUGA
Molecule: messenger RNA, 1659 nt
Organism: Salpingoeca rosetta
Lineage: Eukaryota; Choanoflagellata; Craspedida; Salpingoecidae
Exons: 2
Coding region: 1-1659 (552 amino acids)
Molecular function (GO): ATP hydrolysis activity; ATP binding
Source: RefSeq, a predicted model, not a curated record